CCGGUUCCUCCGUGACGUGUACAGUGCGCCGGAAGUGGCAGAUUGAUACAGCGCUUUGCCGGGAGCAGAUCUACGGGACACCGAAUAAGAAGGAGGCGACACACGGAGCACAAUGAUCACCUCGGCGGCUGGAAUUCUGUCCCUUCUCGAUGAAGAGGAGCCACAGCUUAAGGAAUUUGCUCUACACAAGUUGAAUGCAGUAGUGAAUGAUUUCUGGGCAGAGAUAUCGGAGUCGGUGGAUAAAAUUGAAGUUCUGUAUGAAGAUGAGACAUUCAGAAGCAGGCAGUUUGCUGCUCUUGUGGCCUCCAAAGUCUUUUACCACCUGGGGGCAUUUGAAGAGUCCCUGAACUAUGCUCUGGGCGCUGGUGAUCUGUUUAAUGUGAAUGACAAUUCUGAAUAUGUGGAGACUAUUAUAGCCAAAUGCAUUGACCAUUACACCAAACAGUGUGUAGAAAAUGCUGAGCUCCCAGAGGGGGAGAAGAAGCCUGUGGAUGAACGCUUAGAAGGGAUCGUAAAUAAGAUGUUCCAGCGCUGCUUAGAUGACCACAAAUAUAAGCAGGCAAUAGGGAUUGCUCUAGAGACUCGACGUUUGGAUGUUUUCCAGAAAACCAUUCUAGAAUCGAAUGAUGUCCCUGGAAUGUUGGCCUACAGCUUAAAGGUCUGCAUGUCUUUAAUGCAAAACAAGCAGUUUAGGAAUAAAGUUCUUCGUGUCUUGGUUAAAAUCUAUAUGAACUUGGAGAAACCAGACUUCAUCAAUGUGUGCCAGUGCCUCAUCUUCUUGGACGAUCCACAAGCAGUUAGUGACAUUUUAGAGAAGCUAGUAAAGGAGGAUAACUUGCUUAUGGCAUAUCAGAUAUGCUUUGACUUGUAUGAGAGUGCCAGUCAGCAGUUCCUUUCUUCUGUCAUCCAAAAUCUCCGAACUGUGGGCGCCCCCAUUCCAUCAGUACCAGGAUCAACAAACACCGGAACAGUACCAGGGACUGCAAAAGAAAGCGAACCUAUGGAAACUGAGGAAAAACCCACAAGCACAACUGGCGGCAAAUCAACAGACUCUAGUCCAGAACCAAAAGACCAGAUUUCAAAAAUGAUAAAGAUUCUGAGUGGGGAGAUGGCCAUAGAGCUACACUUACAAUUUUUGAUCCGGAAUAACAAUACAGAUUUAAUGAUCCUAAAGAACACUAAGGAUGCAGUGAGGAAUUCUGUGUGUCAUACAGCUACUGUAAUAGCAAAUUCUUUUAUGCACUGUGGCACUACCAGUGAUCAGUUCCUCAGGGACAACUUAGAGUGGCUGGCAAGAGCUACAAAUUGGGCAAAGUUCACUGCAACAGCGAGUUUAGGAGUCAUUCACAAGGGCCAUGAGAAGGAGGCUUUGCAGCUUAUGGCUACUUAUUUGCCUAAGGACACUUCCCCUGGCUCUGCAUACCAGGAAGGAGGAGGCCUGUAUGCUCUGGGUCUUAUUCAUGCGAACCAUGGUGGUGAUAUCAUAGACUACCUGCUGAACCAGCUGAAGAAUGCCAGCAAUGAUAUUGUACGGCAUGGUGGGUGCUUAGGUUUAGGCUUGGCUGCAAUGGGAACAGCACGUCAAGAUGUUUAUGACCUCCUGAAAACAAAUCUCUACCAGGAUGAUGCUGUGACAGGGGAAGCUGCAGGCCUGGCACUUGGCUUGGUGAUGCUCGGAUCUAAAAAUGCCCAAGCGAUAGAAGACAUGGUUGGUUAUGCACAAGAGACGCAGCAUGAGAAGAUUUUGCGGGGCUUAGCAGUUGGCAUUGCCCUGGUUAUGUAUGGGCGUAUGGAGGAGGCAGAUGCACUAAUUGAGAGCCUUUGCAGAGACAAGGACCCAAUCCUACGCCGUUCUGGCAUGUACACUGUUGCCAUGGCAUAUUGCGGAUCUGGAAACAACAAGGCUAUUCGUCGUCUGCUCCAUGUUGCUGUGAGUGAUGUCAACGAUGAUGUAAGAAGGGCUGCUGUGGAGUCUCUAGGCUUCAUCCUGUUCAGAACACCAGAACAAUGUCCAAGUGUAGUGUCGCUGCUGUCUGAGAGCUACAAUCCUCAUGUGCGGUAUGGAGCUGCAAUGGCACUUGGUAUCUGCUGUUCUGGCACUGGAAACAAGGAAGCCAUUAACCUCCUGGAACCUAUGAUCAACGACCCUGUGAAUUAUGUGCGUCAGGGUGCGCUCAUCUCCUCUGCACUGAUCAUGAUCCAGCAGACUGAAGUAACGUGUCCGAAGGUCAGUCAGUUCCGGCAACUGUAUUCCAAGGUGAUUAAUGACAAACAUGAUGAUGUGAUGGCAAAGUUUGGCGCCAUACUGGCACAAGGAAUCCUUGAUGCAGGAGGACACAAUGUGACCAUCUCUCUGCAGUCUCGCACCGGGCACACUCACAUGCCCUCUGUGGUCGGAGUCUUAGUCUUUACUCAGUUCUGGUUCUGGUUCCCACUUUCACAUUUCUUGUCGCUAUCUUUUACUCCUACCUGUGUGAUUGGCCUUAAUAAGGAUCUUAAGAUGCCAAAAGUUCAGUAUCGAUCAAACUGCAAACCUUCAACAUUUGCCUACCCUGCCCCCCUAGAAGUGCCGAAGGAGAAGGAAAAAGAGAAGGUCUCUACUGCUGUCUUAUCCAUUACAGCAAAGGCGAAGAAGAAGGAAAAAGAGAAGGAGAAGAAAGAAGAGGAAAAAAUGGAAGUGGAUGAGACUGAAAAAAAGGAAGAAAAAAAGAAGGAGCCAGAACCAAACUUUCAGCUCCUUGAGAACCCAGCCCGGGUGAUGCCAGCUCAGCUCAAAGUACUAAGCAUGCCAGAGGGCACCAGAUAUCAGCCCUUUAAACCUCUCUCAAUUGGGGGUAUUAUUAUUCUCAGAGAUACUAGUGAGGAAGAAGAGCAACUAGUUGAACCUGUUGCUGCACAUGGUCCAAAGAUUGAGGAGGAAGAGCAGGAACCAGAACCCCCAGAGCCAUUUGAAUAUAUUGAUGACUAAAAUUGCAGGUUUGCUUUAAUUUAAUGUCUGUCAGGAUGAAUGCUGGGAGCAGUGACAUCACCUAGGCUGCAUGUUUAAUCUUCACCCAUUUCCUGUUGUAACCGUUAAGUGCAGAAUCCCAGGUUUCCUUGCUUUUUGACCAGUGGUCUCUUUUUUUGAAAUAAAAAUGAAAAAAAAAAGUGAUCAAUUGUUUCCUACCAAUUCUUUUAAAAGGGGUUAAGACACCAUUUUUUCAACCCUUCCUAACUAUAUUAAACCAAUUCUAACAUGGCCAAAUGAACCUACUUGCAGUUUCCUCUCUAUAUUUUCUAGAGCUGUCCCAAUACCUUUUUUUUUUAAAGACAGAGUAUGAGUACUGAUACUUUAAUGCUAGUACUCGCUGAUACCAAGUACAAGUACUUUUAUUUUAAAGGGAAUCUGACACCAGAGUGACGCGGUCUCUGGCGCUGCUUACCGUACGAUAUGUGGGUCCUUGUUGUGUACAAUGGAGGUGGCUGCUGUAGUAUGAGCCAAUAUUUCUCUAUUCUCCUUUGGGCAGAACAGGGAGUUUGCAUUGGCGGUGAAACCGAUGUCUCCGGAGCGAUUGUACUGAUGAUCACAUGGUGAGCAGUGGUAGAAACCAGGUCACCUGCACUAUCUACUUAUAAAUUCAAGUUAGUGCAGGUGACUCUGCUGUAAGAUUGCCUUUAAUAGUAGGGAGUAUAUGGUAGGUGCAGACAUUAGUAGAAGCCCCUCCAUUGUAGCCAGCAGACCCCCCCCCCCCUUGUAGAUAGCAGGACCCCCCCCCCCUUGUAGAUAGCAGGACCCCCCCCCCCCUUGUAGAUAGGACACCCCCCCUUGUAGCCAGCAGGACCCCCCUUGUAGCCAGCAGACCUCCCCCCACCCCUUGUAGAUAGCAGGCCUCCCCCUUGUAGCUAGCAGGCCUCCCCUUGUAGCUAGCAGGCCUCCCCCUUGUAGCCAGCAGGACCCCCUGGUAGUUUCUCUCUUGCACCUGUCCGGUGUCGCCGCUCUGCAGCCCCGUACUCAUCACUGUUGCUGCCCCGUUCUGCCGUCCGCAUCAUGGCGUCUUAUGGAGGCGCAUGUGACAUACACGUCACUCUGCCUCCUCCGUAGCGAUACGCUGAGCACAGUGGAGUGUGUGUCACAUGCUCCGCCAUGCGGAGCGGAGUACUCCACCAGUUAUCAGAUUUGGUAUCGGGGACAUUAGACGAGUCUCCGAUACCAUGUAAAUACCUGGUAUCGGCCCAGAUACCGAUACUAGUAUCGGUAUCAGGACAUCCCUAAUAUUUUCUUUCUUCUGUUCUUUUGCCACAGGGGAUGGAGGCAAAAAAAGCACUGUAUGCCGCCAUUGUGCAAAAGAUGGCAAUAGCAUAUCAACAACAGACCCUAAUACUACUUGUCUCUCCUGAACAGCGGCACCAAUCAGAAUAAGUUAUAUCUCAUUUUAAUCCCGUGAACAAACUGCCCGUUUUCCUUUAAGGUGUACCUGCUGUUUUUAGUGAAUUUUCAGCAUAAGCUGUAGUGUGUGUACGUGAAGAGUAGCACUAUUUCUGGGCCUUAUAUCACUUGUAUAUUGCAUACUUCAGCAGAUUUCUGCUAUCAUUCUCAGUUCUCCAUGAGCUGGUGGGUGGAGCCUAGCAUCUAUAGUGUCUGCACACACCGAGGAGGAGAUCCUGCACUUCUGUAAUCAUUUCAUCAGUUAUUGAAAUAUAAAAUAGGAAUUAUUUGCAAAUUUUAAUAAAAAAGGUUUUUUUUCUUCACGGUCACUGCACCUGCACUCGCAUUUAACCCCUGGACAUGUUUUAUCCACACAGUUGUCUCUUGUUUGAGCACAAGUAUCAUGGAAUAUUACGUGAGAUGCU
Molecule: messenger RNA, 4830 nt
Organism: Hyla sarda
Lineage: Eukaryota; Metazoa; Chordata; Amphibia; Anura; Hylidae
Gene: PSMD1
Product: proteasome 26S subunit, non-ATPase 1
Exons: 25
Coding region: 113-2968 (951 amino acids)
Biological process (GO): proteasome-mediated ubiquitin-dependent protein catabolic process; regulation of protein catabolic process
Cellular component (GO): proteasome complex; nucleus; proteasome regulatory particle, base subcomplex
Molecular function (GO): enzyme regulator activity
Source: RefSeq, a predicted model, not a curated record